UUUUUCUCUCUCUUCCCCUUCUUCUUCUUCUUCCCCGCUCUCUCUUUCAAGCGGCAGAGAAGGGAAAGAUCAAGCCCCCGCAUAUACAGCUUUUUCCUUCGUCUUCUUCCCUUCUCACUCUCUCCCUCCUCCUCCUGCUUCCUCCUUUUCCAUAGCGCUGACAGUAUCGUCGUCAGAGGAAGGGACGAACUUGCCGACCAAUUCAUUGCCUUUAGCUGAUUCCAUGAAGUUCUUCCCAGCUGGGUCCUCUUAUUUUCUCGUAAUCGACUGAUUCCUGAGUCGGGUUGUGCUGGAUUACGUUUACCCGCUUGUUGGGUGUCCGUUGAAUUGGGAGAGUGAAGUGGGGAGAGCUCGUCGGCGAUGGCCUCUACAAGCAAAGGUGCAACUUCACAGUCGCAGAAGCAGCAGCAGCAGCAGCAGCAGCAGCAGCAGCAUGCUCAGUCGUCGCAUAACAACACCAAUUAUAGCAUGAGAGCAAUCGCCGACUCUUCAGUCAACAAGGCCAUUGCCCAGUACACAGUGGACGCCCGCCUCCACGCCGUGUUCGAGCAGUCGGGCGAGUCGGGUAAGUCCUUCGACUACUCCCAGUCCAUUAAGACCCCUGCCCAGUCCGUACCUGAGCAACAAAUUACGGCCUACCUCUCCAGAAUCCAGCGGGGCGGCCACAUUCAGCCCUUCGGCUGCCUGAUGGCCGUUGAUGAGUCUACCUUCCGGGUCAUAGCAUACAGUGAGAACGCCCAUGAAUUGCUCGGCCUCAAUCCACAGUCAGUCCCGAGCCUUGACAGGCCCCCCGAGACCCUUUCGGUUGGGACCGAUGUCAGGACCCUCUUUACUCCCUCCAGUGCCAUCCUCCUCGAGAAGGCCUUCGGUGCCCGCGAGAUCACCCUGCUGAACCCCAUAUGGAUCCACUCGAAGAACUCAGGGAAGCCCUUUUACGCAAUUCUACAUAGAAUUGAUGUCGGGAUUGUGAUUGAUUUGGAGCCUGCCAGGACCGAGGACCCUGCCUUGUCAAUUGCAGGGGCGGUCCAAUCCCAGAAGCUAGCUGUGAGAGCUAUUUCUCAGCUGCAAUCUCUCCCGGGAGGGGAUAUUCAGCUGCUGUGUGAUACUGUUGUUCAGAGUGUGAGGGAGCUUACAGGCUACGAUAGAGUUAUGGUGUAUAAGUUCCAUGAGGAUGAGCACGGGGAGGUCGUAGCGGAGUGUAAGAGCCCUGACUUGGAUCCCUAUAUUGGGCUCCACUACCCUGCCACCGAUAUACCGCAGGCCUCGAGGUUCUUGUUCAAGCAAAAUCGCGUUAGGAUGAUUGUGGAUUGCGACACGAAGCCUGUAAGAGUCGUGCAGGACGAGGGUCUAAUGCAGCCCCUCUGCCUUGUGGGCUCCACCCUCAGGGCCCCGCACGGGUGCCACGCACAGUACAUGGCAAAUAUGGGCUCCAUCGCUUCCCUUGCUAUGGCCGUCAUCAUCAAUGGGAACGACGAGGAGGUGGUGGGAGGAAGGAAUGCUAUGAGGCUCUGGGGCCUCGUGGUUUGCCAUCACACCUCUGCUAGGUGUAUCCCGUUCCCUCUCCGGUAUGCUUGUGAGUUUUUGAUGCAAGCGUUCGGGCUUCAGUUGAACAUGGAGCUUCAGCUGGCUUCCCAGCUUUCAGAGAAGCAUGUUCUUAGGACACAAACGCUUCUUUGUGACAUGCUCCUUAGGGAUUCUCCAUUGGGGAUUGUUACUCAGAGCCCCAGCAUCAUGGACCUUGUAAAGAGCGAUGGGGCUGCUCUGUACUACCACGGGAAGUACUAUCCCCUUGGGGUAACACCUAGCGAAGCCCAGAUUAGGGACAUCGUGGAGUGGUUGCUGGCCUUCCACGGGGACUCCACAGGCCUCAGCACGGACAGCUUGGCCGAUGCUGGCUACCCUGGGGCCGCCAGCCUCGGUGAUGCGGUAUGUGGGAUGGCUGUGGCCUAUAUAACCAAGCAGGACUUCCUCUUUUGGUUCCGGUCCCACACUGCAAAGGAGAUCAAGUGGGGUGGGGCCAAGCACCACCCUGAGGACAAGGAUGAUGGGCAAAGGAUGCAUCCGAGGUCGUCCUUUAAGGCCUUCCUGGAGGUGGUGAAGAGUCGGAGCCUGCCAUGGGAGAAUGCAGAGAUGGACGCAAUCCACUCCCUACAACUCAUUCUAAGGGACUCCUUUAAGGAUGCAGAACCAGGCAACUCUAAAGCUGUUGUGAGUGCUCAGAUGGGGGAUCUCGAGCUCCAAGGGUUGGACGAGCUGAGCUCAGUCGCCAGGGAGAUGGUUCGGCUUAUUGAGACUGCGACUGCCCCUAUAUUUGCCGUGGAUGUUGAUGGGCACAUAAAUGGUUGGAAUGCUAAGAUCGCAGAGCUCACGGGGCUUCCGGUGGAGGAAGCUAUGGGGAAGUCCCUUGUUCACGACCUCGUAUACAAAGAAUCUGCAGAAACUGUCGACAAGCUUCUCUUUCAUGCCUUGAGAGGUGAAGAAGACAAGAACGUUGAGAUAAAACUGAAAACUUUUGGUCCUGAGAGCCAUGACGAGGCAGUUUUUGUGGUAGUGAAUGCUUGCUCCAGCAAGGAUUACACGAACAACAUUGUUGGGGUCUGCUUCGUGGGUCAAGAUGUGACUGGCCAGAAAGUAGUGAUGGACAAAUUCAUUAACAUACAGGGCGACUAUAAAGCUAUUGUUCACAGUCCGAAUCCUCUGAUCCCUCCAAUAUUUGCCACAGAUGAGAAUACUUGCUGUUCUGAGUGGAACACAGCCAUGGAGAAGUUGACGGGUUGGCCUAGAGGAGAAGUGAUGGGAAAGAUGUUGGUAGGAGAAGUUUUUGGCAGUUUGUGUCGGCUGAAAGGACCUGAUGCUAUAACGAAAUUUAUGAUUGUCCUUCACAAUGCCACUGCAGGUCAAGAUGCUGAUAAGUUCCCAUUUUCAUUCUACGAUCGAAACGGGAAAUAUGUGCAGGCUCUGCUGACAGCAAAUAAGAGGGUAAAUAUGGAAGGACAGAUUAUUGGGGCUUUCUGCUUCUUGCAGAUUGCGAGUCCCGAGCUUCAGCAGGCUCUGAAGGUUCAGAGGCAGCAGGAGAAGAAGUGUUUCUCGAGAAUGAAGGAAUUGGCUUAUAUUUGUCAGGAGAUCAAGAACCCUUUAAAUGGGAUCCGAUUCACCAAUUCGCUUUUGGAGGCUACGGAGUUGACUGAGGAUCAGAAGCAGUUUCUGGAGACCAGUGCAGCCUGUGAGAAGCAGAUGAUGAAAAUAAUUAGGGACGUUGAUCUCGAGCGAAUAGAAGAUGGUUCCUUGGAGCUCAAGAAAUUUGAAUUCUUCCUUGGAAGCGUCAUUAAUGCCGUUGUUAGCCAAGUCAUGAUAUUGCUGAGAGAAAGAGGUCUACAGUUGAUUCGGGAUAUCCCUGAUGAGAUAAAGACAAUGGCCGUCUAUGGAGAUCAAUUAAGGAUUCAGCAAGUCUUGGCAGACUUCUUGCUGAAUAUUGUGCGCUGUGCUCCGUCCCUAGAGGGUUGGGUGGAGAUUCAUGUCCGCCCGAGUCUUAAACAAAUAUCUGAUGGGCUCACUGUGGUGCAUACUGAAUUUAGGAUGGUAUGUCCGGGGGAAGGUUUGCCUCCCGAACUGGUCCAAGAUAUGUUCCAUAGCAGUCAGUGGAUGACUCAAGAGGGCUUGGGCCUAAGCAUGUGCAGGAAGAUCCUGAAGCUCAUGAAUGGUGAAGUCCAAUAUAUUCGAGAAUCGGAGAGAUGCUAUUUCAUCAUAAUCCUCGAGCUCCCCGUGCCCCCUAGACCACCGAAAAGCCUGGAAUAGAGAUUCUCGUGGGAAAAAAAAAACAGAUAUGGGAGUUAGAACUCAUGUAUCAGCAUUCUCCACAAAAUGCUCAAGAAUCCAGGAUGAGCAGAGCCCAAUGGAGGCUCAGUAAAACGCUAACUCAUCUUGGGAUGUCUUUCCUUAUUUGGCCUUUGGCAUCUGGCCCCGUCGAAAUAAAUGACUCCUCAUAAAUGGUAACUGAUUAACUUCUUGAACAGAAAAAGAAGACCGGUACUGAAACUGAAAGCUGUGCAGAGAGGGAAAGAGGCUCGUGUGGUUGAAGCCUGUGAAUCGGAUGAUUUGUAGAGUGGCAGUCUGUGCUGUAGGUAUAUUGACUGCAUAAACUAUUGUAAAGAGAACUUUCUUUUCCCACUUUUGAGUUUGCGGAACGAGAUCGUUCCCUUCUAGAGGUUAGAGUUUAUAGUCUAAUGGACCUUACCUGCGUAAUAUGUCGAGAUUUGCUUCUCUUUUUGCAGCCUGAAUCUGUGAUUGCUUGUAUUUUCCACCCGUGUCAGAUUAGUAUUGAAUUGCUCUUGAUAUUCCCUCCGGGGUUUUUGUAUCAAUGAGAUGUUUCUUCUUUUGGUCCAA
This is a messenger RNA of Punica granatum (pomegranate), 4383 nucleotides long. Lineage: Eukaryota; Viridiplantae; Streptophyta; Magnoliopsida; Myrtales; Lythraceae. The record is from RefSeq and is a predicted model, not a curated record.